AUGCCCCUGAGCAUGAUCAUAAUUGUCGGCGCCGGCCCCUCUGGCCUGCUCCUUGCCCUCCCCCUCGCCCGCGCCAACAUCUGUCACCCUCCUCGAGCAAACAGCAUCCCUCGACACCGAACGCGCGCAAGCCACCACACGACCGAGUCCUGCAUCGAGUUCGGCCGCGCCGGCAUACUGGACGAUGUCCGUGCGGAAGGGUUCACGCCUGAUGGCGUGUCCUGGCGGAGGUUGGAUGAGAAGAAGACGAGGAUGGAGGGGGAGGGGAGGUAUAAAAUUGUUCUUUUGCCGCUUCAUCGGUUAGAUAAGAUUCUUGAGAGUCGUGUUCUUGAGCAGUCCUCGGCGGAGAUUAAGUAUGGGUGUAAGGUUGUGGAGCUUGGAGAGGAGGGGAGGAGGGGAAAGGCGUGGGUGAGGGCGGGAAAGGAAGGUGGUGGGAGUGAAUUGGUGGAGGGGGAAUAUGUGGUUGGCUGUGACGAGGCAAAUAGCACCGUACGGAGGAGGCUGUUUGGGGAAAUGGUAUUUCCGGGGUUUACGUGGAACGAGCAGAUUGUGGCGACGAAUGUGGAUUGUAACUUUGGGCCGUAUGACUGUGAUGAUAGCCUGUUCUUUGUGCAUUCGGAGCAUUGGCACAUGGUGGCACGGAUUCAGACAGAUGGCUUCUGUCGGGUGACAUAUGGCGACGUUGGCGGUUUCACAUACGAGCAGCUUAAGGAGCGGCAGCCCGGUAGGUUCCAAGCUUUCUUGCCCGGCAACCCCAACGCCGGACAAUCGGCCGGUUUUCUCCUGGCGGCAGACGCGGCGCAUCUGUGUAACCCAUUCGGUGGCAUGGGUUUUACAGGAGGCAUCGCCGACGUCGGCAGCCUGUACGACAGUCUCGUGGGCAUCCACACGGGCCAGGCCGAUGACUCGAUCCUCGACAAGUACGGCGGGGUUUGA
Molecule: messenger RNA, 936 nt
Organism: Parathielavia appendiculata
Lineage: Eukaryota; Fungi; Ascomycota; Sordariomycetes; Sordariales; Chaetomiaceae
Product: FAD/NAD(P)-binding domain-containing protein
Exons: 5
Coding region: 1-936 (311 amino acids)
Biological process (GO): ubiquinone biosynthetic process
Cellular component (GO): mitochondrion
Molecular function (GO): FAD binding; oxidoreductase activity
Source: RefSeq, a predicted model, not a curated record